GGACACUUCCGCUGACAAGUCACAGGUAUACUACGUAGAGAGAGGGAGAGAGAAAGAGAGAGGGAGAGAGUAGAGAAAAAUAUAUUCUUAACAACAUAGCCGGUAAUUUAUCAACUUUACGCUAUUGGCCAUUUAAAGAACAACCUUUCUUGGUAAACUUUUGAAAAUUUAUUAUAAUUAUUUCUAUAGAUUUUUCCCCUCAAGACUUCUACUUCUUGUUUCAGUUCAGAGUUAAAGUUUAGUUUAGGUAUAAGUCACUGUUUUAGAGUUUAGGCACAACAGUAAUUUUGACAAUAAUUUAAUGGUAUAUUAUAUUAUAUUAAUAACAAUGAAUCAUGUGAAUGGAAUGAAGAGUCCAGUAGUAUAGACUAUAGUUAUAGAUAAAAAAAAAUUGAAUACUAACACUAACAAGACAAUGACAAUGGAAUGAGAAAUGGAAAUAUUUCAGAAACUGUAACAUAUUUUCUUUCAAUCUUUGCUUUUUUUUUUUCUCUGAGAAACAUCAGGACUUUACCAUUUUAUUAUAUUCAUGUUAUUUAAUUUUUAUCAUCAUAUUUAAGACUUAAUGAACAGACUUAACAUGACUAAAAAUCUAAUUAAUUUCAUUUUAAACUAAUUAGAAAAUAUAAGACAUCCACAAAUGACAUCAUGCAUCUAAAAGGGGAAGGGAGGAAAGCAAUUUGUGAAUUUUGUGAGGGCCGGGUGUCUGUCAAAGAAGCAUGAUGUCAUUUUACAGCCGGUAAUUUAAGAGAACCCAGCCCACAAGUUUUACCAUGGCCGCCAUCUUGAUUAACACGACCCGUGACGAGGUCACGGAUCGUGUCAACCAAGAUGGCGGCCAAGUGAAAAAAGAAAGUAGUGCGAAGACACGUGUUUUAAGGGAAGGGAGAGGUUGACGAAAAUGUUGUUUUUUCAACUACUUACCGAGAGAUAUGAGAAAAAGCAAUUGUACAAGAAAAAUUAAUGUUAAAAAAAUUGAAAAACACAAAAAAUACAAUAAUUUUUUAAAAAGUCUGUAAAAAAAGUAACAUUAAAUUAAAGAAAAUUGCAAAUUUUUUUUCAGUAAAAAAAAGAAAAAUUAUAAAAUUUUUUUUGUUAAAAUGUAUUUUUAAAUUUACUAAAAAACAACAAAUUAAAAAUUUAAAAAAAAAAAUCUAUCCCUAUGCCUAACCCUAACCCUAAAUCUAUCCCUAUGCCUAACCCUGACCCUAAAUCUAACCCUAUGCCUAACCCUAACCCUAAAUAUAUCCCUAUGCCUAACCCUAACCCUAAAUCUAUCCCUAUGCCUAACCCUAACCCUAAAUCUAUCCCUAACCCUAAAACUAACCCUAUGUCUAACCCUAACCCUAAAUCUAUCCCUAUGCCUAACCCUAAAUCUAUCCCUAACUCUAAAACUAACCCUAUGUCUAACCCUAACCCUAAAUCUAUCCCUAUGCCUAACCCUAACCCUAAAUCUAACCCUAUGCCUAACCCUAACCCUAAAUCUAUCCCAAAAAAAAAGAAAAAAAAAAGAAAAGAAAUGCUAGUAAAUUGUCAAAUUAUAAUUUUUAUUUUUACUCACUCUUUACGAUGUUUCAUCUCGUACAUGAGGUGGAAUAGCCUUUUUACAAUUGGGACAUUCGUAACAGUCUGCAAUAAGACCACCAGUCAUGACCCAAUUCAACACACUCCUUCCGCCCAUAGCUUCUAGUCGAAUCCAAAAGCGGGCAGUAAAUUUAGCAUCCAUCAGCAUAAAUUUCACCCAAAUUUAGCUACAAAAACUUUUUAAAAAAAACCAAUUUCGAACUUACCGCGGACACUCGGAGCACAAUCAAGACGAUAGUGACGUAACACUUAAGCACUACUUUCUAUAUCUGCAUAAUUUUAAAGUACCCUAGACAAAAAUUAAUUUCUCCAUCUUACAUUUCCAACAUUCUAACAUUUGCACACGCUCAGAAUAAAACUUAAAAAUACAAUAGCACAUAAUUUUUACAUAAAAUUGAACUUUUAUUUCAACAUCCUUUAAUUAUUCACAUGACCUCACGUGAACUCUUGUAGCAAGUGAUAACCUUUGAAAGAUUCAUUGACCGCCACUUCUUCCAAUGAAUAAACAAAAUUUUUUCAAGGAAUAAUUUAAAAUUUCAUGUUUAUUACAAAAAAAUGCAUUCAAUCUUAGUAUUUCUAUUAAAAUAAACAUUAAAUAAUCACUAUAAACCAAUAUUUAAGUACAUUUUCCAUCGGCGCAUUAAUUCUACUACAAAAAACAAAUGCAUUCUCCUAAUGUAAACAAAGGGUAAUAAACACGACUAAAUCUCCUCGGGCCGCAUAAUCUUAAAUAGCCUUACAUUUUUAUGGAUGACCAGGUCACCUCUUUUAAAAUAGUUAAAUAAAACAUAGUGUAAAUCGUGGAGCAUACACGCCAAUAAAAAAAAAAGGAAAAAUGAAAUUUACAAUUGCCACUUAUUCAAGCACCUUUGGUUCCCUUGGUAGUCUCAAAAAUUGAGCUGUUUUUUUAUCACUUCAUUAAUCAUAACAUAAUUAUAACCCAUGGAAGUGUCGUUAAAAUUACUAUUUACACUGAUGUUACAUUUCUGAGACUACACAGGGAACCAUGCAGACAAGAGGCCACCCAUAAAUGUAAAAUUGUCAUCAAAUUCUUUUUUCUUCUAUUUUGUCACACUUAAUUUUCUUUCUAUUCACUUCAUCUUUAUUGUUUUUUUUUUUUUUUGUUUUUUUCCUUGAAGUAAACUUUCAGCCAAUAUAUUUUUAUUGCCUUGUGUGUUAUUUUUAAAACUUUUCCAUUAAAUUGUCAUCAAUUUCUUUUUUUUUCUAUUUUGUUAUACUUAAUUUUCUUUCUAUUCACUUCAUCUUUAUUGUUUUUUUUUUUUUUGUUUUUUUCCUUGAAGUAAGCUUUCAGCCAAUAUAUGUUAAUUGCCUAGUGUGUUAUUUUUAAAACUUUUCCAUAAUGUGUGCUUCAUUGUUUCCUUGUUACAGCUUUAACGCAGUCUCCCCAGUAUAAUUUAUUCAAAGUAUAGUACUGUUAUGUUAAAUAUAUUCAUUAACGAUUUAUGUUUUUUUUUUUUAAACAACAGGCCUUCAAAGAAAACAUUUUAAAAAAAAACACAGUAUUCAGCAUGCAAAAUUCUGGAAGUCCACAACUUGACCUCUCAGGGAAGCUCAUUAUCAAGGUUGCUCUUGGUGAUGAUAUCCGUCGAAUUCCUAUUCACAAUGAAGACAUUACUUAUGAUGAGCUGGUGUUGAUGAUGCAGAGAGUUUACAGAGGAAAACUGAGUACAAAUGAUGAAAUUACUAUUAAGUAUAAAGAUGAAGGUAACCAUAAUGUUCUUCUUAAUUAAAAAAAAAAAAUAAAUGCAACUUUUUAAAAGUAAAUAAUACAGAAAUACAGUAAUAAAAUAAUCAAGCACAAACACCUUUUAUAUUGGCCAAAUAGUAGGGUCGAUAAAAAUCAAGAUUUAAUAUUUUAUUUUUGAUGUUGAUUAAUAUUCCUUUUUUUAAUGAAUAAACUUAAUGUAGGUAAUUAAAACGAACAAAUAGUAACCUACUGAACUGAGUAAAAUAUAUGAUUAUGAAAUAUCAAAUAAUUAAUUUUAAAAGUUUUGAAAACAUAUAAUCAACAACUGUCAUAGUCGUAAUAUUAUAGUCUCUAUCUAAUCUAUAAGAAUAAGAAUUUCAAUUCAGCUUCACACUUUCAUUAUCAGAUUAUCAUUGUCAUAAUAUUGUCAUUGGUCAGUGUUAUUUGAUGCCACCAAAGCAUUCUGAGUAAAAGAUUUGAAUAGAAAAACUAGUUUUACAUUCUCAAGCCCAAAUCGCUCUUUAAUGCUCGAAUGUACUAAACCAAAUGAUGAAAUUAUUCUAGCAUCUGGUAAAGGACAUAUUAUAGACAUAUUUAAAUAAAAAAUGAAGAUAUAAUUGAAUAAAAAUAAAAUUUAAUAAUAUAAUAAUUAUAAAAUUAUGUGAUCAUAAUUAUAUAAAGAAAAAUAGUAUAUUAUGUUAGUAAAAAUACAUAAUAACAAACAGGAUUUUUUUUAGCUAGUACCUUUAAAUAUAAAUAGAUAAAUAAAUAAUAAUAUUUAAAAUUUAAAUCAUGAUUUUUAGUGGUCCUCUUUAAAUCGUGAAAUAAAUCAUUUAAAUCAAUCAAUCUUUGAUUCGAAUAAUCUCAACCAUGCCAUACAGUAUUAUUAUAAUUAACAAAAUAAUCUUUUAAUUGAAGAACUGAUUUAUUGAAGUGCAAAAUAUACAAUUUAUUUGGAAGUCAAAACUAUUUGCGGUAAUCCUUGUAUGAAAAUUUAAUAUUGAAGGAUUCAUAUGGAUUUGAUCUAAGGGUCUUUUACCAAAAUCAUUAUUUACAGUAUUACGCAAAUUGGAAUUCCGGUUUUUAUGAUAUUUUCAAUAUUUAAUGAAAACUUUUAGGUGCCAGCUUUUUUUAAUCAAAAAUCAAUUAAAUAGAAACAUUUAGAUAAAAAUCACAUUUAAAUUAUUAAUCAGUUUUUAAAUAACAUAAACAACAAAACAAACAAUAACAUAAGUGUUGUACUUCAGACUUUAAUCAAACUUGAACAAAAUAUAAUUACCUUUAUGUUAUUUAUGCAAAUUUGUAAGCAUUAACCACAUUUUAAAAAUUUAAACAGUUCUAUUAAACAAACUUAAAAAUAAUUGAUUUGUUUGAUUACUCUUUGGUCAUAUUUAAAUAAUGAACAAUCAUUUUCAAGUAAAGCCAUCUCUAUUUUGACCAAUGUGUCAAUGUCACCGUCAGUUGGUCUGGAAGUAAUAUCUUGAGCUUGAAGUUUCUUUUGGAUUUCAAAGUCCAAUUGUCUCAUAAGUGGUAGAGUUUCUUGAGCAUCAUCAUGCCUAGAUCCAAAAUGUUCCAUCUCAUUGUCCUUACAAACUUUGAAUGAUCAAUCAGCAGUUUGACCAAGGUAUUGAGGGUCCAUGAUGUGUUUUUGCAUCUCCUUGCAAUCGUGGCCUUUAGAAAUUCACCCAAGUGGUCAUUUGAUGAAUCAAAUUAUGUUUCAGGAUUAUGCAAGAAAUUCAACUACCAACAACCUGCGCUUUUUAAUCUGAUGCCUCAGAGAGGCAACAAGUUCACAUGCAACUAUGCCGCGGUGCAUGGAAUCUAAAUUUUUUAACAUAAACAUUAAACCCGAAUCAGAUGUUGCAAAGUUCUUCUAAACAUUCUUUUUUAAAUUCAUCUUCAGAUAAGUCAAGAUCUAUUUUAAAAUCAAUAAGCGUUUUUUAAAUAUGUUUUUUGAGUCUUACUGUGCUUUCUAACUUUUGUGCUGAACAUCACAUCACCCAAAUUUACCCAAAUGUUUGUUGUCGCAAAAGGGUGGCGCCUGCCAUGUGGGGGAUCAUUAUAGUAACAGUUUGGCCCGCGCUUUGUGAAUAAAUAUUGACUUAUUUUACUCUAGGACAUUUGAACUAUGAAAAGCGAUAUACAUUUUUUGAAAAGUAAAUAACGAAAAAAUGUUAAAUCCCAGUUUACAUAAGUCCAUACACACUAUUUUGAAGCAUUCAUUUUAGUCUAAAAUCCCAGUAUUUUUGAGAGUCAGGACCCUGCUUUUUGACCCCAUAAUUGGACCAGACUAACAUAGCAAAGAAUAAAAUAAGGACCGCCCAAGCUCUAGAAAUUUUUAAUAAAUUUAUUUAUAUAAACAAUUUAUAGCAGUUUUUAAAAAAUAAUACCUUUUAUAUAUGCAUUCAGUUAUUGAAGUGGCAGCUUAAUGGUUCAUUAUAUCAUUUUCAUAUUUACAGAUAAUGACCUCAUUACCAUAUUUGACAGUUCUGAUCUCACAUUUGCUAUACAGUGCAGCCGCAUCUUGAAAAUUACCUUAUUUGGUAAGUUUUGAACUGUUUGCAUUCCAGCUAUUUUACAAACUGGGAGGUUGCUUUAAACUCUAUCUUGUCUUCCCUUCAAUCUCGUGGUAUUUUGGUUUUGGUAUUAAUCAUCACUUUUUAAUUAAAUUUGAUUGAUACUACUCAUCUGCAUUAUUUAAAAAAACAAAAAAAUGAUUUUUUGACUUGUUUGCUUUCUCGCUGUUUAGUGGGAGGUCCAACAAAAUCUGUGUUAGAGCCGGCCAGCACAGUGGUCCUCAGGAGAGAACUGCAGGACAUAAGAGACAGGGUCAUUGAUCUACUAGACAGACUUGAGCCCACCUCCCUUGUUUCUGUGCAACAGUCUCUGGGUAUAGGAGACGGCUUAACUGGUAAAAGUGUUUCUGUAUUACUGCUGUUGUAUGUUUUUUAUCUUGAUAGUGACAUUCUCUGUUUGCACGUAUUUCCACAUUCAUUGCUGACUCUAUUACAAACAGGAAGCUAAUGCUUGAAUAUUACGUUUCUCAAUCAUUCCCCCCUUUGCCCCUUUUCCGCAGUGAAAGAACUAUUAAUGAGAGGUGCGGUCAUUUCUUUUUAAUAAUACAAUUAUUGGAAUAGUUAUUUUGAACGUGAAAAAAAAAGAAAAAAAAGUUGACACUUCAUUUAACAUAAGUGCCAUUUGAUUAUUUCUCAGCAGGCAAGGGCCCAUUACCUGCAGCCAGACCCGUGAAUGCUUUGGGAGGGAAAGAGUUUGAUCCCCUGACAGCACACAAGGGUCAGUCAGACUUAACACAAAAUAAAGUGGCUUCAUCUUUUGGAAUAGAUGGAAAUGGUAAAUGAAGUAGCUUCAGAUUAUUGUUGAAUUUUUAUGUGCUGGAGAAGUGGCUUCCAGCCCCACUCCCCCCCAAACCACACACUCUAGAAAAUUUCCUUUCCCAUCUUUCUUACUUAUUAAAAUUUAAUGUUGCUGUUCAGAAAAGCUCAAGAUGGUCUGUAUAAAGUAUUGCUGUUUACUGUUAGUUUGUCGUUAUUUAAAGAGCUAAAGAAAUACAGGAAGCGAUGCGUUGUAUAUCUCUGUGGUCAUCCCUAGGUCCAGAAAAAUUUUUUUUUUAAAAACCUGGCUAAGAAACAUUUUAAUCUUUUAGAAGGGAAAGAAAAGGGCUGAUUCAUGUGUAAUUCAUUGAACAGUGAACACAUCGUCGCAGUAUGACAGAGCUGCCACACCAGACAGUGUAUCCAGCAUUGGGUCGUCGGCAAGCAACCAAGUGAGGGCACAGCAGAACACCUACCAGGUAAUAAACCACUCAAUGUAACACCUACAUAACUCGCUGGAACACCUACCAGGUGAUAAGUAACACAAUGAAAAACGUACCAGGUAGUAUGUCACAGCAGGACAUCUACCUGGAGAAAAAUAACUCAUUGGAACACCUAUCAGGUAGCACGUAACUAAGCCAGACAUAUGUACCUGAAAUAAAACCUCCACCAGCUGUGACAAAGUUUGGCCAUGAAUCAAAUUUAUCACUAAGACUAAAUUCAUAAAUUCUAUUUUUAUUAAUUCAUUUUUACUUAUGAGUUUUACAUUUUUUAAAAUAUACAUAAAUUAUUAAAUAAGUGUAAUUUAUUUAUGUUUUUUUAAAACCUGCUUUUAACAAUGUCUUCAGUUACGCUUGCUGUCUUAAACUUUCUGCUUCACACUUUAGCCCCAAUCGAAUAUUGCAAACCAGCAACAACAGCAGCAACAACCACAGGCACCUCAGCAACAACAGCAACCCCCACAACAGCAACAACAAGUUUCCUAUGGUGGUCAGCCUGGAUACAACCAAGGCCAGCCGGGUCCAAUGCCCCAGUCCUACGCUGGACAGCCUGGAUAUGGCAUACCCCAACCUGGGCUUCCUCAACAGCCCCAAUUGCCACAACAACAACAGCAGCAGCAGCAGCAGCCCCAGCUUCCUGUACAGCAACAACAAUAUGACCCUGGUAAUUUUAAUCCCAUUUUUAAUUGAUUUUGUAUUUUCAUUUUGGUAGUUUAACCAAAAUUUGUGAUGAACAUUUUCACACUGUUGGUGUGAAUCUGGAGUUGGUGUAGUACCACAUUGUUGGUGUAAUUCUGGUGCUGGUGUGUAGUUCCACAUUGUUGGUGUGAAUCUGGAGCUGGUGUUUAGUACCACAUUGUUGGUGUGAUUCUAGUGCUGGUGUGUAGUUCCACAUUGUUGGUGUGAAUCUGGAGCUGGUGUUUAGUACCACAUUGUUGGUGUGAAUGUGGAGCUGGUGUUUAGUACCACAUUGUUGGUGUAAUUCUAGUGCUGGUGUGUAGUUCCACAUUGUUGGUGUAAUUCUGGUGCUGGUGUGUAGUUCCACAUUGUUGGUGUGAAUCUGGAGCUGGUGUUUAGUACCACAUUGUUGGUGUAAUUCUAGUGCUGGUGUGUAGUUCCACAUUGUUGGUGUAAGUCUGGUGCUGGUGUGUAGUUCCAAUUGUUGGUGUGAAUGUGGAGCUGGUGUGUAGUACCACAUUGUUGAUUUAAAUCUAGAGCUAGUGUGUAGUACCACAUUGUUGGUGUGAUUCUAGUGCUGGUGUGUAGUACCACAUAGUUGGUAUGAUUCUAGUGAUGGUGUGUAGUUCCACAUUGUUGGUGUGAUUCUAGUGCUGGUGUGCAGUUCCACAUUGUUGGUGUGAUUCUAGUGCUGGUGUGUAGUUCCACAUUGUUGGUGUGAUUCUAGUGCUGGUGUGUAGUACCACAUUGUUUGUGUGAUUCUAGUACUGGUGUGUAGUACCACAUUGCUGGUGUGAAUCUGGAGCUGGUGUGUAGUACCACAUUGUUGGUUCUAGUGCUGGUGUGUAGUUCCACAUUGUGGGUGUGAUUCUAGUGCUGGUGUGUAGUUCCACAUUGCUGGUGUGAUUCUAGUGCUGGUAUGUAGUACCACAUUGUUGGUGUAAAUCUGGAGCUGGUGUGUAGUUCCACAUUGUUGGUGUGAUUCUAGUGCUGGUGUGUAGUUUCACAUUGUUGGUGUGAUUCUAGUGCUGGUGUAUAGUUCCACAUUGUGGGUGUGAUUCUAGUGCUGGUGUGUAGUUCCACAUUGUGGGUGUGAUUCUAGAGCUAGUGUGUAGUUCCACAUUGUGGGUGUGAUUCUACUGCUGGUGUGUAGUUCCACAUUGUGGGUGUGAUUCUAGUGCUGGUGUGUAGUUCCAAAUUGUGGGUUUGAUUCUAGUGCAGGUGUGUAGUUCCACAUUGUUGGUGUGAUUCUAGUACUGGUGUGUAGUUCCACAUUGUUUGUGUGAUUCUAGUGCUGGUGUGUAGUUCCACAUUGCUGGUGUGAUUCUAGUGCUGGUAUGUAGUACCACAUUGUUGGUGUGAAUCUGGAGCUGGUGUGUAGUACCACAUUGCUGGUGUGAAUCUGGAGCUGGUGUAUAGUACCACAUUGUUGGUUCUAGUGCUGGUGUGUAGUUCCACAUUUUUGGUGUGAUUCUAGUCCUGGUGUGCAGUUCCACAUUGUUGGUGUCAUUCUAGUGCUGGUGUGUAGUUCCACAUUGUUGGUGUGAUUCUAGUGCUGGUGUGUAGUUCCACAUUGUGGGUUUGAUUCUAGUGCUGGUGUGUAGUUCCACAUUGUUGUUGUGAUUCUAGUGCUGGUGUGUAGUUCCACAUUGUUUGUGUGAUUCUAGAGCUGGUGUGUAGUACAACAUAGUUGAUUUGAAUCUAGAGCUUGUUUAUAGUUUCACAAUAUAAAUUUCUUAUGCAUAUUUCAGUUUUAGUUGAGAAGUUAAAAUGGUGAAGAUGUUUGAACAGCCCUUUUUAAACUUAAAGAUUCAAUUUUGUGUGUGUAUGUUGUAAGCGUAAUAUUUGACCUGUAAAUAUUUAGAAAGGAACAUUAAUCCAUUCAAACGUUUAUAUCAUGUUUGUCUGCCAUGUGCGUCUUACAGUAUUUUUUAUUUGGCCAGCUCUGUAUAACCAGUACGCUGCAGGCUACCCAGCUGGGCAACCAGGACAGGGCUUGCCUGGCCAAGGUCAGGGACAAAUGAUGUACAGCCAGGCCGGGUCGCCAGUGACUGGACCAUACAACCAAGCUCCCGGUAUGCCACAACAGCCACAGGUAAGACCUUUAUAUCUCUCUGCAUGUUGGAUAUAUCACCAUAUAUAUAUAUACAAAGCCAGAGGUAAGGCAUAUUUAUAUCUCUACAUUUUGGAUAUAAAAGCCACAGUUUAUAAAAGUAUUUAUUAAUGAGAAGAGAGUGGUUAGAUUUAUGUAUUUCAUAAUUAUUAAAAACAUACUUCCAAAUGAUUUAAAAUAACGACUCAACAAGAACACAAAGUCUGUAGGACAAAUGUAGAAAUUUGUACUUGUUUUUGUUUUUGUUUUUGCAAAAGGAUUUACUUCAGGCUUUACAUAAGGUUAGGUGAUUGAUGUCUGUAGUUGCUGCCAAUGGUUGUGUCUGUAGUUGCUGCCAAUGGUUGUGUCUGUAGUUGCUGCCAAUGGUUGUGUCUGUAGUUGCUGCCAAUGGUUGUGUCUGUAGUUGCUGCCAAUGGUUGUGUCUGUAGUUGCUGCCAAUGGUUGUGUCUGUAGUUGCUGCCAAUGGUUGUGUCUGUAGUUGCUGCCAAUGGUUGUGUCUGUAGUUGCUGCCAAUGGUUGUGUCUGUAGUUGCUGCCAAUGGUUGAUAAUUAGAUCAACACUCUGGAUUUUAUUUUUAUUAUAUUAGAUGAUGAUAUCAACUUGUUCCAGGCAAAAAAUCCUGGCUACCCAACAGCCCCUGCGGCAGGUCAAGGGGGCGCCCAGACCAACCCCUACUCCAGAGGCUACAGCGCUGGCUACCCCAGGCCUAACGCCGGCUACCCCCAGUGAAGGCAUUGCUGAGAUGUAGACAGUGAGCGGCUGAUGAUGUGAGUGUUGUGUACAAGAGCUGGUCAAGGUGACGUCCUCGGGCGGGGGCACCAACAUCGCCAAGUGUCCACUUCGUUAGCUGUUAUGUGACUAUUUAUUAUUCCUACUUACCUUAUAAAUACCAGUAAAAUGUUGGGUUGAUAUUCACCGGAAAUGGUCUUCUUUGACGGCAUUUAUUUGUUUUGUGAAUGCACCUAUACAAGUACAAGUGAAAGGUUCAACAGUUUGAAACAGUUCAUGGCAGUCAUGGAUGGACAAGUAUUAAAAUGACUGAAAGUAUCAACAUCUUUAGGUCCCUUUUAGGUCCCUUUUGACAUAUUCUGCCAGAUCUGUAUUUUUAUUGUGUAAAUUAACUCCUGGGCAUCAAAGGGGAGUGCGGUGGCGCUUAUAAAAUAAUUUUCUGCCAGGUGCUCCUCACAUUGAAAGAUCUAUGAUGAAAAGCUUCUCUGCAUGCAGCAAGCAGAUAAUGGGCAGUAUGGUUUUGUAUGGUUCACCAGACAGGGGGUGCACAACUGUAGUCGGGCCAAUCACUUGAUGUGAUAUCAAUUAGUGAAUAGUUAAUAUCUGCGGUAGUCUAGUGAUCAUUUCGUCGUGAUCACUGUUGUGUAGGUUGUGCCAGAAGCUGGUGUUUAGAUUAAUUUUUGGUAGACUGACGAGCCAUGGGUCACGAUAGGCUUCCACAAUGUGUGCUUGUAGGAAAAACAGUUCUUGGUCUGUGUCUAUUUCUUUUCCUGGGUCCGUCAAGGCUACAACCAUUUCAUUUUGAAAUAUAUAAAAGACAUAAUACUGUAACACAUGCAGUGUCCUGUGAUGCGUCUACUCAUACAAGUGUUUAUCUAACAGGUCAUCCCAUUGAUGAGAACUUCAUCAAUGGGAUGUUAAUAUAAAGCACGUUAUGAAUGUUAACAUCACGUCUACUUCAACUUCUGCAGUAACUGUUGAUACACGGCUGAUUUUUUUUUUCUUUAGUUUUUAUCUGUUUUAAUAUCACAGAGGCUGAGACUAGUAUUGAAAGCUAACAAAUCUCGCUUAAGCACGCUUAACAUCUCUAACACAUGUUUCCUUUUUUUUAAAACUUGAAUUUCUGUGUGUUUCUGUUAGAAUAACCCCACCUGGGGGUAUUGUAUUUUAAGAUACAUAUGAAAUUCUUCAAAAUUCUUGUACAAAGUGACAAACAUAGUGGUCCUCAAACCAGUUUAUUUUGUUUGUCAGUAUCCCACACUUGCUUAACAAAAACUUAGGAUGCGUUCAUCAGGGUAGAGUAUUAAGAUAUGGGUGUAUCUAGGACUGACCAAAGAUGACUUCAUGCAGCCAUCAUUCAGCCAUAGCAGAAGAUAUAUAUAUACAUAUAUAUGUAUUGCCUCUGGUGUGUCCUGCUUCCUUUUCGAGACCAUUGUGCUGGGUGGCCGAGCGGUCUAAACUGUCUCACACCAAAUAGCUGGUGGUCUGGAGUUCAAUCCCCACCAAAGAGAAGGCAAACUAAGAAGGCAUCUAAGAGAAGGCAAACUCUGAAUUUAAACCAGGAGCCAGAAUGAUCAUCAAAUUGAUUGUGGGCCCCUCAAAUCUAAGAAGAAACAUCCCCAGGUGUCUGCAGGGAGACCACUUUACAAUUAAAUAAAGGGAAGUAAUUUUUUUUUUUUUAUUUUUUUUUUUUACACCUUCGCAAUUCAUUUCAACCAGAGUUUCAAUUAAAUUAGAAUAAUUCAGUGGAGUCGUGGCACUCCUGAAUGAAAAAAUGAUUAAUUAUCAGCCUGUGAGAUGGUGAUCAGAUGCCACAUGGCAAUACAAAAACUGAAAUUGAACAAAUUGUUACAUGGUCUGGAACAAAUGAUGGAGCAUACACAUUAGAUAUUUAAAAAAAAACUAUAUUCAUUUAAAUAUUAAAGAUCAACAAACUAUUUCUCAUUGAUCAAAUUUGUUUCCAUCUAUAUUUCUUUAAAGAUUUGUUUACUAAACGCUUUUUGGGGGGAUUUUAAUACAUUAUAAAUAAAUGUAUUUACUGGUAUUUAUAUUUUUGUUUACUUUUUAAGCUCUUUUAAAUAUUUUUUUUUUUUUGGUUAAGGAUUGCUUAUCAAUCAAUCAUCAUGCUGCUACAAUGCUAUACAAUGUUAAUUGAAUGUAGUGUGGAUGGAGCUUUAUUCCUAAAUGUACAAACUUAAUGUAGCCCAAGUGUUAUGUGUACAAACUGUCACAUUCUUCUGUAGGUGAUGAUGAAUUCAUCUGUGGUUCAACCUGUUCUACUUACUAUACGGAAAUGAGUAGAUAAUCUUGCUGUUUUAAUCAAAAUUCUGUGUGAAUUCUUAUCUGUUCUUCAUCUAUGUUAGUUGCUCUGAUCAAUUAAGGUGUGUUUAUAAACAGAAAUCAAAACAUGUAAACUCUAUUUUGCUGAAAUAUUAAAAUUUUUGACCAGUUUUGUUAUAUCUGUUCUAGGUAUUAUUUAUUAUGAGAACAAUCAAUCUGUUUGUGUGUUAAGUUAGUAAUUAACAUUUUUUUUUCCCCAGUAAAUUUAAAAAAAAAUUAGUUGCCGUCAUAAAAUAAUACAAAUUUUGAAAACACUGGUCUAAAUUUAAAGUUGAUAUCAGCUAAACUAAACUCAAAUGACAAAUUGUUGAUUAUCAAUUAUUUCAACUUUUUAUUUUUAAAGGAUGAAUGAUGGAUGGUUAAUAAAAAAAAUUAAUAUGUACAGUCAGGUAAUGGACAGUAAGAGCUUCAUUUUAAAGGAAAGUUGUACUAGUGUCAUUGCUAUGUGUGAAAACUUCCUGUGUUUGUAUGGAUAUUGGUUAGGGUCAGAGUACAUCUGUUUCAUUCUUGACAUGUUUUAAUGAAUAUCAAUUGAUGGAUAUGAUAUAUAUUUUUUUUCCUUACGAAUAUGAUAUAAUAAUAUUAAUAUAAGUGAUUGCUGGACUAUGCAUGUCAUUGUGCUGUUAUGUUGAUUUCUGUUUAUACUGCACGUAUCCCCAUGCAUUUUUAUAUCCAUUGAAUCAAUCUAUGUAACAUGCUGCAAUAAAAUGCAUUUGUAUACCUGCUUCAAGAACAAACAAAAAAAAAAAAAAAAAGAAACACAAAAAAAAA
This is a messenger RNA of Lymnaea stagnalis (great pond snail), 13755 nucleotides long. NCBI's taxonomy places the organism in Eukaryota, Metazoa, Mollusca, Gastropoda, Lymnaeidae. The record is from the annotation of a GenBank genome assembly.